AUGGGCUUAUUGACUAUUCUGCGUAAACAGCAGCUCAAAGACAGGCAGAUCCGCGUGCUCAUCUUGGGGCUCGACAAUGCAGGCAAGACUACGAUUGUAAACAGACUGCUCGGCAAGAGCGUGAAGGACAUCCAUCCCACGCUCGGAUUCAACAUCGAAACAGUGACCCGCGAUGCCUUGACGAUGAACAUCUGGGACGUCGGGGGCCAAAAGUCGCUUCGGCCGUUUUGGCAUAAUUAUUUUGAGAAAACAGACUGCCUAGUCUGGGUCGUGGACGCAACCGCCACGGACAGGCUCACCGACUGCAAAACGGAACUGCACUCCACCCUGAACGAGGAUCGGCUAUCCGGGGCAGGUCUUCUGAUCUUUGUUAACAAAUUAGAUGCCAUUGACCCGUUGGAGCAGUCGGAAAUUGUCCACACAAUCCAGUCGGAACUCGAUCUCUCGAGUCUCGGCAAACACCAAUUCAAAGUCCUGGGUUGCUCGGCAUAUACGGGAUUUAAUAUCGAACAGGGCUUUGAUUGGGUUGUAACUGAAGCUAAAUCCCGUCUAUUUAUUCUUUAA
Messenger RNA from Wickerhamiella sorbophila, 564 nucleotides. Its product is annotated as ADP-ribosylation factor-like protein 2. The record is from RefSeq and is a predicted model, not a curated record. NCBI's taxonomy places the organism in Eukaryota, Fungi, Ascomycota, Dipodascomycetes, Dipodascales, Trichomonascaceae. Gene Ontology annotation, molecular function: GTP binding; GTPase activity. The transcript has a single exon. Gene Ontology annotation, cellular component: microtubule cytoskeleton; cytoplasm. Gene Ontology annotation, biological process: protein folding. The coding region runs from base 1 to 564 and encodes 187 amino acids.